Schistosoma spindalis is the source of this 867-nucleotide messenger RNA. The record is from the annotation of a GenBank genome assembly. Lineage: Eukaryota; Metazoa; Platyhelminthes; Trematoda; Strigeidida; Schistosomatidae.
AUGACAAAAUACAAAGUUCUUCGCUAUGAAUUUAAAUUAAGUUUUAAGGAAGAUAACUUUGCUUUUCAUUGCAAUGGAUGUAUUUUUAAAGUUAUUUAUUUUUAUGCUGUGCACAUUCAAGAGAAAAUCGUCUUGUUGAUUUCCAUUGACUUGUUUGUAUACUUUGUCCUCACUAACCCAACCUUACGAAUUUUGUCGGUACUUGGUGGUCUAUGUUUUCGUUACAUCUCUGGUUUUUUUGAAAUCAUCCAGGAUAUGAUUGAUACAAAAGAGCAGGAGUUAAAAUUAUCAGGUGAUCGGGCAGCUCAACUGCGAGAAGUCAAUAACAAGUUACGUGAACGCGUUAUGAACGAUGAGAAGCAAGUGGAUCGUAUGAUAUCUAGAUUACAGAACGUAAAGCGAACAAUCGAAGAGUUACGUGCUUCCAUUGAGAAAUCUAAAUCAAUUAAAAUCGCUUACUUGAAACAAAUCGAAUCAGAAAAUCCUCCUGAAGAUUCAUUUUUCCCAUGUGAAUUUGAAAAUUCUACACUGAUGCAAGUUUAUAAAAUGAUCCAACCAUUCGAACGCCUACUUGGAAUUCAAAUACAGAAAACGCAUACUGGACUACUACAGUUGCUAUUUCAUGGUUGCUCAGAUGCUCUGGUUGGUAAUGAUGAAGUAAUUGUGUGCUGUUGUCAACUUCGUAUUGUAAAUACUAAUCGCUUUGAAGUCGUGUUGUGUGAUCCACCCGUACCGGAUCUAGAAAGGCUAGUAAACCACCUGAAUUGGACUGAAGAUAUACGGAGUUUCAUUAUUGUAUUAAGACAACGUUUUUGUCGUUACUUUGAACUAGCUGCAGCAGUUUCGAACAAAUUAAGCUCUGAAUGA